AUGGCAGAUCCAUUUUUCAAUAAAAUUAGUCAGCUUGAAAAAACUUUAGAACAUCAGCUAAAAGAAAUUCUCCGUUUGGAAUAUGAGAUUCAAGAGCGUAAGAAUUCUCUUGAUUUUUUUCGAGAAGAAAAUUGUUUACUUAAGCAAAAAUUAAAAAAGCUUCAAAAGUACGCGACUAACCAAGAAUUAGAGAUCAAUAAUAAUUAUCAACACCUCCACGAACUCGAAAAAAAGAUCUCUCAAUUGGAGAAUAUUUUUUCACAAUGGCAGGCUGAAAGAAAUAAGAUAAAACUGUUGCAGGAACAGAAUGCCUCUUUAUAUUCCACUGUGAAUAACUUGUCGUCCCAAUUGGAAGAAAAAAAAAAUAUUUUGCGGGAAACAAAUAAACUUAUCCAAGAACAGAAAAAAAAUCUCAAAGAUGGCGAAACUAAUUUAUAUAAAAUUAUAUCAAACUAUGGAGCUUUAUGUAUUGAAAAUUUAUCUCUUAAAACCCAUUUGAGCGAUAAGAAUGAAGCCAUUAAACAAUAUAAGGUAUUGGUAUCAGACUUUAAUGAUAAAACUAAUUCAGAACCAAUAAAUUAUAUAAGUUAUUCUUCUCUUGCGGAAAUAAAAUUAAUAGACAUUACUCAAAAAUAUAAAAAAUGGAAAGCCCGUUUUAAAAAAAAUAAUUUACGCAAAAAUAUAUAUAAUCCUGAUAUACCAAAUCAAAAUAAAUCUAAUCCAAAGAAUAUGGCCGAUGCGGGAAGACUUACAGUAUUACCAUCUAUAGCUCCAAUCUUGGCAGCAUAUCCAUCUUAUACGGGUCAAGUACCUCCAGAUGAGUAUUUAGAUGGAUUAGAAGGUGCCUUAAUGGCGAUAGAAGCAAAUAUGGCGGCCGCUGAAGGUGCAAACGCUGGUGCUUUUAAUGAAGUGAUCAGAUGCCAAUUACUUUCUUCCAAAAUGGCUGGAAGAUUCACUCCGGUACCAGCCAAUGACCCUUUUACUGUUGGAGCUCCUGCAAUUAAUACUAGAGAAUAUCAAUUACGAAUCAGAAUCGGGAAUCCACAAACUGUUAAUGAAUUUUUCCAACAGUUAAGAACAGCUUAUCAUGAAUUUGUGAAAAGACCUAUGCCCCAUAAUUUUGGAUUUUAUCCUUCC
Dentiscutata erythropus is the source of this 1137-nucleotide messenger RNA. The record is from the annotation of a GenBank genome assembly. NCBI's taxonomy places the organism in Eukaryota, Fungi, Glomeromycota, Glomeromycetes, Diversisporales, Gigasporaceae.